CAACGCAAGACGGACAAAUCACUUGCUUGAUAAUUGUUUAUCUUCCAUUCAUCUUAUCUUAUCUUAUCCUCAAUCGCAAGAAACGACCUUGACUCUUUUUUUGGUUUAUCGUCCUUUUCUCACUGGUUCAAGACUCGCUUCUGCUCGCAACUCUUGCGGUCGGUUCGCUUAAGACAAUUCAUCGACCACCGAACCUUAAUAACUCACCAAAAGACCUUUUUUUUGGAUCCCCAACAUCUGCCAUAAUUCACCUACAUAACGGAUUUCUUUGAUAGCAAAAUUGAUCACUUUUAUUUUAUCACCUUCCAAUCGAUUUGAUUUGAUACUCCUCAGAUCUUGUGCUCUGACUCGUUUUUAUAACUUCCGUGUGGCUUCAUUUGGAAAGCUUCAUUGAGGUCUCUUCAUACAUUGAACCCUUUUUUGUUCGAAAGUCUACAAAGGGAAUCAUUAAGAAAAGCAACCACCUUCUCAUCUCGUAAAAGCCUUACCCUCAGCUGAUUGAUUAUAACGUCACCGCAAUGAUACAUCUCUCAAUUUCGUCACUCAUCCUUCUUACUCUAUCUCAUUUGUCACUUUUAUCAAAUGCUCAACAAUUGGCUCUUAAUGAACGGCCUCAAGUUUGGUUUGGGAUUUGGACUAAUCCUGAACACGGUUAUAGUGAUACUCCAGAUACAUUCAAUCGUCGCUUAGGUAUCAAUGCUAGUGUCUUUCAAAUCGCUCAAUUGAUUCCUUUGCCAAAAUACAAUGUUUGUUUGUUUUUUAAAUCUUGUGUGAUCUUAUAAGACUCCUUGCUAAAAAGUUAUGACUGACCUUAUCGGAUCUUUCCUUGUGAUCUUGAAUGUUUAUCUCGGCCAAUUCUUCAAUGAAAUCUCCUCUUAUAGUACACAACAGGAGCUGGUGGUCCAGCGCCCGAAUAUCUGAUUGAACAAACCAACACCGAUGCCGCUGUUUUCCUCACAGUCUAUCCCACUUCAUUGGACAUCCCAGAUUCAGACCUAAACCUUUUAGCCACCCAAUUAUCAUCAUACACCAAUACAACUACUCUGAAUCGAACUGUUUUCUUGCGAUUUGCUCCUGAAAUGCAAGGAACAUGGAAUCCCUAUGGGUUUCAACCAACAGCCUUUAUUGCUCUUUGGAGGCGAAUGUAUCCUAUCAUCAAAGCUGCUAGUCCGACUACAGCUAUUGCUUGGGCUCCUAACACCGGACAGAGUUAUCCUUAUGGUCAAUCUACUGCUAAUCUUAGUCCAGCUGACUUGGCUCUACUAGAUACCAACAAAGAUGGACAAGUGAACAAUUCUGAUGAUCCUUAUCUGCCCUACUAUCCUGGGGAUGAUAUGGUUGACUGGAUUGGUAUUUCUACCUGUACGUUGUAUUAAAGGUACCACCUGUGCCGCUAUGUGGAUGACUGACGAUUUGAUCUGGAUCGAGGUUAGAUUACAAAGGACCGAACUACCAAAACAUAAACGCAGCUCAAGCUGGUGGUUAUUGUGGUUCAGUCUUGAAUGGAACAUCCGGAACAUCUACCUUUAACUUUUACAAUACGUUUUGUCAAAAACCUGGAAAAGCAUGCAUGGUAUGAAACCCAACUCAUUCAAGUGACGUCUCAAAAAACCAUUUAUGAAAUAUAAAAUCUAUUUUUUGUGAUGUUUCUCGAAAAGAUUGCAGAAUCAGGAGCAGCAUGGCAUGAACAAGCGAUCAAUAAUGCACAAUCUACAAGUAAAUCGAUUAUCGAUUUACAAAGAGCUUGGUGGCAAGAUUGUAUUACUUCAACCACGUUUUUAAAUCAAUUCCCUAGACUUAAACUUACGAUGCAUUUUGAGCAUGAGAAGCUUGAAACUGAUGGUGGUCACUCUGAUCUACGUGACUAUCGGUAAGUCUUUUCAAACUGAAAUCCCCUAUGAUUGAAUUUCAACUGAUAUUUUGUAUUGUUUGCCGUCUAUAGCAUCACCAAUGAUACGGCGACGCUAGCAGCCUUUCAAGCGGAUAUGCAACCAGUACUUCCUUUCUAUGUUCAACCUUCUCCUCGAGAAAGACCAGCUGGAGUCCCAGCCCAAGGAAGACCUACCGCUGUUCCAGGUACUCCAGGUACGCCUCAAGGUACCACACCAACUGGAGGAAUCGUCUUCCAAACCGCUCGAGUGCCUGUUGUCACCGGGGUGAGUGAUCAAUCCAAAAUAAUCCCUAUGAAAAAGAAACCAGAAGACUGAUCACAUCCUCUGAUGUUAGCCUCCGAGUUUGUUUGGAACACGAAGAAAGAGCGAUGCUUCAUCAAUUUGGGAUGGAGUGGUUAUUGGCAUCUUGUCUGGUUUUGGAAUUGGGUUUAUGUUGGUUUCACGUCUAUCAUAAAACAAUUUGGCAGAUGAUUGUGACCAUAUGAAGCAAGCAUAAGAGAAGAAGUACCAUCCGUUUCCUCCCCAUAUUUAUUAUACUUUCCAUAAUCCCUAGAAAUCAAACAAUCAUACUUUCUCUGCUCUCUUAUUUUUCUUUAGCUAAACUUUCUGUCUUUUGUUUUCACCCUUUCGAUGUGAUUGAUUUAUCGCGUUCUUGUCAAGAUUACAACAAGAUGUCACUUCUUUUCCAUUCUGAUUCGACUCAAGUUUUAUUGAUUUUAGUUUGCAUGUUUUAUAUAACAGACUUUUGCUUGGUUGACUGAGAAUGAUGAUGAGUAUUUUUGCGUCACAGUCGAAUUAU
Melampsora larici-populina 98AG31 is the source of this 2691-nucleotide messenger RNA. RefSeq lists its product as uncharacterized. The coding region runs from base 1080 to 1376 and encodes 98 amino acids. The transcript has a single exon. Gene Ontology annotation, molecular function: mannan endo-1,4-beta-mannosidase activity. Gene Ontology annotation, biological process: substituted mannan metabolic process. The record is from RefSeq and is a predicted model, not a curated record. NCBI's taxonomy places the organism in Eukaryota, Fungi, Basidiomycota, Pucciniomycetes, Pucciniales, Melampsoraceae.